GACACUGCUGCCCUGACUUGGCCCAGCUUCCAGCUCCAGGUGACCAACACGGCCCCUUUUGCCAUCUUGCGGGGUGCUCCAGUUAGUGCUCCAGUUAGUGCGCUUGUUUCUGGGGCUCAGGGGCCUCAUUCGAUGCGGUUGGCCAAUAUCUGGGGGUGCGAGCUGCAAAGCCUUUCACAAGCUCUAGCUGGAUGGAGAUGAUGCCCCGGACGAAUUGGGCCGAGGAGAUUUGAUUCUGGGGCCGCUGCGUCCAAGAUAAAGACCCAUUGCACCCACCUGCGUCUCCUGGCCUCGACCGUGUUCGUGUUGUUUUCCUUGCACCGUUCUCAACUCUCCCCUGAGCCUCAGCCCGGAUCCAGGCAGAGCGCCGACAGCCAACCCUUUGAGUCAGUCAACCUAUCAAGCUACCAUAAAAACAAAAAAUGCGUUUCUUCCUCAGCGGAGCGGCCCUGCUCGCGGUGACCACCGUGGUGGGCGCGUCGCCGACAUCUCCUGCGGCCUCCAGCGCGACAACCGACGUGGAGCCCAAGGAGGCAGCCCAGACAAAUGCGGACAUCUUCCCCAACAUCUUCGGGCAGGACGAGCCCACCGAGGCCAGCACUGCUGAGCCAGCUGCUACCAGCAAGCAGGAAACCGAAGAGGAAGGCAAACCCACCCAGGCCCCUGCGGCCUCGACUGGCACACAGGCCCAGCAGAACACUGCGAACCAGAACGCUGCGACCGAGACCGAGCAGCCCAACAUCAUCGACAGCAUCGCCGAUGGCUUCACCGGGACCAGUGAUGCGCCCCCUGCCCAGACCAGCCAGGCUGAGGCGGGCGAGAGCACAACGACCAAGCCCGAGCCCACCUCGUCUAGCUCAGCCUCCGACUCCGAGACAACCAAGGACCCCAACAUCCUUUCCGGCUCCAGCAGCUCCAGUGACUCCAGUGACUCGAGCAGUGGAGGCUUGGACGGCCUUGGACCUCUCGGGGAUCUGCUCGACGGCGUUGGUGGUCUUCUGAACCCCAAGCUGCUGAGCCAGAUCACGGACACUUUCGAGUAUCUGUCUACUGGUCUUGCGCCCCCUGUUGACACCAACCUGCGUGUUCUCCUCUCCAGCGAGAACACCAAGACCCUCAACAAUGUCAUCGGUAACGCUGGCAAGCUGCUCAACGAGAAGAACACUCAGACUCUGUCCAACAUCCUGGGCAAGGCUGAUGGCCUCCUCAGCGACCGCAACCUCAACAACCUGCAGAAGCUGCUCGACAACAUCGACAAGGUCAACAACGUUGUCGAGAACGCCGACAGCCUGCUGACCCCGUCGUUCGUCAAGAAGACCGACGGUCUGAUCGACUCUGCCUCUGGUUUGUUGACGCCCAAGACGACCAAGUCUAUCGAGACUCUCCUCGAGGCCGUCAACGGCGUCCUGCCCGAGCUCAAGGGCUUCCUGACCAAGGAGACCUUCGAUCAGCUUGGCAACCUCCUGACCCAGGCCUCCAGCCUGCUCACGGACAAGACCGUCGACAGCCUCAAGACUCUCCUGACUGCCGUCAGCGACUUGAUGCCUUCUCUCAAGGGUCUGCUUACCAAGGCCACCAUCGACGAACUCAAGGGUCUGCUGUCUUCUGCCAGCAGCCUGCUCACCAAGAAGAACGUCAACUCCAUCGAGACUCUCCUGGACUCUGUCAACGGCAUCAUGCCCGAGCUCAAGGGUCUGCUCACCAAGGAGACCUUCGAUCAGCUCCAGAACCUCCUCACCCAGGCCUCCAGCUUGCUCACGGAGAAGACUGUCAACAGCCUCAAGACCCUUCUCAACGCCCUGCCACCGCUCAUGCCCGAGCUCAAGGGCCUGCUCAAGCCCGAGACCAUCAAGAAGCUUACCAGCCUGCUCAACGAGGGCAGUGCGCUCCUCACGCACGACUUCGUCGAGGAGACGCAGGGUCUUGUUGGCUCCGCCAGCGACCUCCUCACCCCGCAGCUCGUCAAGUCCCUCAAGGGCAUUCUCGGCCAGGUGGAGCCUCUCCUCCCCGAGCUCGAGAAGCUGCUCAAGCCAUCCGUCAUCAGCUCGCUCGGCGACAUCCUCACGAACGCCCACGAUCUUCUGGACCACAAGUUCGUGAACGAGACCCGCAGCCUGAUCGACGGCGCCACCGACCUGCUCUCACCCUACGUCCUCGGCGGCCUGUCCGAGCUCCUCGGCGGCGUCGUACCGCUCGUCCCCACCAUCAAGAAGGACUUCCUCGACGAGGACACCCUCGAGGGUCUCUACUUCGUGCUCGGCAACGCCACAAACCUGCUGACCACCAAGUUCGUCGACGAGACAUCCGACCUGAUCGACGGCGCCAGCGACCUGCUCACUCCCGAGCUCGCCAAGAGCUUGAAGGGUCUGCUUGGCGAUCUCGACGACUCGAUGCCCCAGAUUAAGGAGCUGCUCGAGCCGUCCUCCAUCAAGCAGAUCCAGGGUCUGCUGUCGAAUGCCGCCGGCCUCCUGACCAAGCCGUUUGUGCAGAACACCACUGAUAUCAUCUCGACGGCGUCUGAGCUCCUGCCGGCGCUGACGGGCAUCCUUGGCUCGCUCUGAACCGAGCUAUAGGUAAUGUUUCCAGUGGUUGAUUUUGUUUUUCGGUGUUAUGAGUACGGUAUUUACGAGUAUCCUAUGUACUGAAGUAAUGUUUGCUUUUCCUUGUCUGGCGGGUGUAUACACCUUGCCCUAAUGUCAUGCCUGAU
Aspergillus versicolor CBS 583.65 is the source of this 2707-nucleotide messenger RNA. RefSeq lists its product as uncharacterized. NCBI's taxonomy places the organism in Eukaryota, Fungi, Ascomycota, Eurotiomycetes, Eurotiales, Aspergillaceae. The record is from RefSeq and is a predicted model, not a curated record. Bases 423 to 2561 code for a protein of 712 amino acids. The transcript has a single exon.